AAAUAGUCCAGAAAUACUUUCUACAUUAUCGGUGAUGUGGAAAAAAUAAGUUCUUUUUAACUUUUUUUAAUGGUUUAAAUGUACAAGGCCAGGGCGUGAAACGUACACUUUAAAGGCAUUUCCAUGAACUAUCUGGCAUCAGCUGGGACGAGCUUUCCUCCUCUGCAAGUUCACUCCCCUCAGUCCUCUGUACCGGUUCGACUCGAGGGCCAGCUGAACAUAACGCAGUACGAGGUCUGAAGGCCUCAAUGGUAAAUUCUCCCCAAAACGAUUUGUCCCAAAGCGAGGUGGUACAGAGAAAUGUCUGACAGUGCAGGGCUGCAGUUUGUCAGCUCUUAUGCAUUUGAAGCUAUGCAGAAGGUGGAUGUGGUGCGCCUGGCUGCUCUGAGUGACCCAGAGCUCAGGCUCUUGCUGCCUUGUCUGGUGAGAAUGGCUCUGUGUGCUCCUGCAGAUCAGAGCCAGACCUGGGCACAGGACAAGAAGCUCAUCCUCCGCCUGCUCUCCGGAGUGGAAGCUGUCAACUCUAUUGUAGCACUUUUGUCUGUGGACUUUCAUGCUUUGGAGCAGGAUGCACGGAAGGAACAGCAGCUCAGACACAAGGCUGGUGGUUCCAAUGGAGAGAGCAUCUUGGUGUCACAGCUCCAGCAUGGCCUCACCCUGGAAUUUGAACACAGUGAUCCCCUCAGGAGACUUCGUCUGACUCUCAGCGAACUGCUGGCUAUCAUGAAUAAGGUAGCUAAGACUUACAUGGCACAGGCAAAGACAUCUUAAAUCCAUGAAUCUCCCGUUUUUCUGUUUAGGUUUGUUGUGUCUAAUGUUUUACAUAAUGUUUGUUUUCUUGUUUCACUCCCAGAACUGCCUUCUUUGCUGCCCAUCGUGGACGUGGCAGAGGCUUUGCUUCAUGUCCGCAACGGUGACUGGUUUCUGUGCCUGCUGGUUGCCAAUGUGCCUGACAGCUUUAAUGAAGUAUGCAGAGGUCUAAUCAAGAACGGAGAGCGCCAGGAUGAGGAGAGUGUGGGUGGUCGGCGCAGGACUGAAGCCCUGAGGCAGCUGUGUCAGAUGAAUCCCUCACAGGCCCUCAACAUCAGAGCCAUGGUGGUGGAGGAGUGUCACCUGCCCGGUCUUGGUGUGGCUCUUACUUUGGACUAUAAGCCAGAUGCACCUGAUGAGGCAGUCAGCCCACUUGUGUCUUACGUUAGUGGUCUGCUGCUGGGAACCAACAGUAAAGUCCGGACCUGGUUCAGUAUGUUCAUUCGCAACGGACAACAGCGUAAGAGAGAAAGCAGCUCUGUUCUGUGGCAGAUGCGAAGACAGCUGCUGCUGGAGCUUGUGGCCAUCCUGCCGCGCUCACGCAGCACCCGCGUGCCCAAUGUGAAUGACAUGGAGGAUGAAAGUGGUUCAGGGUACUCUGGUCUCAGGGAGGAGCAUGUUGUGAAGGCCAGUGCUCUGCUGCGACUAUACUGUGCUCUCAUGGGGAUUGCUGGUCUCAGACCUACUGAUGAAGAGGCGGAGCAGCUGUUGCAGCUGAUGACUAGCCGACCCCCGGCAACUCCUGCUGGGGUUCGCUUUGUGUCUUUGUCUUUCUGCAAGCUGCUGGCCUUCCCUAUGCUGGUCAGCACUCCAGAGCAAGAACAGCUGAUGGUCAUGUGGCUGAGUUGGAUGAUCAAAGAGGAGGAAUACUUUGAGAGUGCUGCAGGCGUAUCUGCUUCUUUUGGAGAGAUGCUAUUACUGGUUGCCAUGUACUUCCAUAGCAACCAGCUCAGCUCUAUUAUUGAAUUGGUGUGCUCUACUUUGGGGAUGAAGAUUGCCAUCAAGCCCAGCUCUCUGAGCAAGAUGAAGACCAUCUUCACUCAGGAGAUUUUCACUGAACAAGUAGUUACAGCCCAUGCUGUGAGAGUUGCAGUGACCAACAAUUUAAGCGCCAACAUCACAGGAUUUCUCCCAAUUCACUGUAUUUACCAGCUGCUUCGGAGCCGGGCCUUCACCAAACACAAAGUGUCCAUCAAGGACUGGAUCUAUCGUCAGCUCUGUGAAACAACAACACCCAUCCACACCCAGCUGAUUCCUCUAGUCGAUGCCUACAUCAWCUCGAUCCUCACUCCAGCAUCUAAGGCCAACCCCGAGGCCACCAAUCAGCCAAUCACUGAGCAGGAGAUCCUUAAUGUCUUCCAGAACUCUGCAGGACAAGGGGAAAGUAGUCGAGCAGGACGCCAGUGCUACUCCAUCACCACACAGCUGCUUAUCCUUUACUACAUCCUGUCUUAUGAGGAGAACCUGCUGGCAAGCACCAAACAGCUUGGUAAGACGAUACUUAUAAAAAGUGUGCCUGCCAUCCUAUUGUGUCCUCCCCUGAUGGACAUCGUUCUUCAUAUGCUGAAUGGCUACCUGAUGGCCUCCAAAGCCUACCUGCAGUGCCACCUGAAGGAGACAGCUGACUUUGACCGUCAGAAUCUGAUUGUUACAAAUGUGGGGGCACCUGCUCAGCCAGACUCACCUGAGGUCACCAGGGAGGAGCUGAAGAAUGCCCUUCUAGCAGCGCAGGACAGCGCAGCCGUCCAGAUUCUCCUGGAGAUAUGUCUGCCGACCUCUGAAGAACAGCAGUUGGGGGCCAGCACAGAAAGCCUUUUAAGGAGAAACCUGAAGCCCAUGCCAGAGAAAAACAAACAAGGAAGCCAGGGGCCAAGAGCCAGAGUGGAUAUGGAGGACGCAGAGCCAGAAGGAGGCCUGCUCAGUGACUUGAGGGAGGUGCAAUGUCUUAUCUGCUGCCUGCUGCAUCAGAUGUUCAUUGCUGACCCCAACAUUGCUAAGCUGGUUCAUUUUCAGGGCUAUCCUCAGGCUCUGCUGCCUCUUACUGUGGCAGGCAUCCCUUCCAUUCAUAUAUGUUUGGACUUCAUCCCAGAGCUGCUGGCCCAGCCCCAGCUGGAGAAGCAGAUCUUUGCGAUCCAGCUGCUGUCACACCUGUGUACCCAGUACGCCUUACCAAAAUCUCUGAGUGUGGCCAGGUUGGCCAUUAGUGUCAUGGGCACACUUUUAACAGUGCUGAAUCGUGCCAAGCGUUUUUCCUUCUUCAUGCCAACCCUGCCAUGUCUGGUGGCUUUCUGCCAGGCCUUCCCUCCUCUCUAUGACGAUGUGGCAGCUCUGUUGGUACAAGUGGGCCAGGUCUGUGCUUCUGAUGUGGCCACCAAAACCCGAGACAUCGACCCUUUCAUUGCCCGUUUGCAGAAUCUGAAAGAGAAGCCUCAGGAGUCUGUAGUUCCAGGAGGCGCCUCCAAACUGACUCUAACUCAGGUGGCAGCAGAGGAGCUGGGUGGAGCCGACCCCGAUGUCCAGCUUUGCUACUGCAUUGAAGCCACCUUCAUGGACAUUAUCAGCUCCACACUUCAUGGACUUUAGUCCACUUGUAACAGCUAACAGGGUCAGAGACACUUUACUGGAACCAACAACGACAAACACUGCCAGUUAAUAAGUUUAAAAUUUUUGUUUUGUUUGCAAUAUUGACACUUCAAAGAUGGAUGCUCUUCUCUGCAGGUGAUGGGACUCGCAGUCUCACCUGUAAUUAUUCUGCUCUGUUCUUUCUGGACUGGAGUCCUGAACACAAUAGUGUCAGGUUUUGUUGUGAAAUUGUUUUAUUUGUAAAGUGAUUAAACGUGUCUGUGUUUGUGUUUUCA
This is a messenger RNA of Austrofundulus limnaeus, 3668 nucleotides long. RefSeq names its product integrator complex subunit 2 (gene ints2). Gene Ontology annotation, cellular component: integrator complex. The record is from RefSeq and is a predicted model, not a curated record. Gene Ontology annotation, biological process: snRNA 3'-end processing. NCBI's taxonomy places the organism in Eukaryota, Metazoa, Chordata, Actinopteri, Cyprinodontiformes, Rivulidae. The transcript has 21 exons.